Messenger RNA from Fulvia fulva, 507 nucleotides. Its product is annotated as Asp-hemolysin. The record is from RefSeq and is a predicted model, not a curated record. The coding region runs from base 1 to 507 and encodes 168 amino acids. The transcript is spliced from 3 exons. NCBI's taxonomy places the organism in Eukaryota, Fungi, Ascomycota, Dothideomycetes, Mycosphaerellales, Mycosphaerellaceae. Gene Ontology annotation, biological process: symbiont-mediated hemolysis of host erythrocyte.
AUGACGCCGUUCAGUUCUUCAAACACUCGAUCUAUCCUUUCAAUUCCAUUCUCUCAACAGAGAUCACGCUCCAUCUCCACAACGAUGGCUUACAAGCAAUGGAUCGCUUUAAAGCUCCGAAGUCGCCUGCGUAAGGGUGACAUCCGAGUUAAGGAGGCUAGGCUCGAAUCUGGCAAAUUCUACCGGGGUAGCAAAGACAACGAGAUCAGCAGCAGUGAAGUCAACAAGACAGUCAUCCCACCCCAAGGUCAGGGCCUCGUGACUUCUUGCGGGCGUUCAGACGCGGCCAUUGGCACCGAGGGCUAUCUGACCAUUUACGAAUCGGACGGCGAGCACGAGACAAAGAUCUGCCGGGUCUACUGGAGCGCACCCUGGGGUGCGUUCCCGAAUAUCUUGAACAUCCUGGACUGGGACCCUAACACGUCCGAUUACUCCAUUUCGAAAGACGAUGUGCAGCAGGACUCGACCAUUGGAAACGUCGAGAUCGUCUUUGCCAAGCUGGCAUAA